AGCGGCAUUAUGCGGCUCUCAACGAGGAAUGCCCUCCUUGGUGUAAUAAGAAAUUCUCGUUAUGUCUCAUACCGACAUGGCCAUGCUUACAUAGCUUGGAGGUGCUACUCUGAUGCCAAAAACAGAACUUACGAUGAUGCUAUCAAUCUCCUCAACACACUUCAAACCCCAUACGCAGAGCUUAAACGACAAUGGGAUGCUGGUAUAAGGCGUGGACAAGAAGACCUUGAUCACACAAAACAAUGCCUUGGACGACUCGGUUACACGGAGAAUGAUCUUACGAAGCUCAACAUAGUUCAUGUUGCUGGAACGAAGGGUAAAGGCACAGUGUGUGGUUACGUCGAAUCGAUUUUGGGCGAAUACCGAAAAUUGGCACUGGACUCUGAGACACGUGAUCUGCAUCAAAUCUCCUUGCACAAGAACAUCGGCCUCUACACUUCUCCUCAUCUCAUCUCCGUCCGAGAACGCAUACGAAUCAACUCGGCUCCCAUAUCAGAAGAACUGUUCACCAAAUAUUUCUUCGAGGUGUGGGACAAGAUAUGUGAGCCAGAUGCCGAUGGAAAACAACCCGUGUCUCCGAAACCAGUCUAUUUCCGAUUCCUCACCCUCAUGAGCUUCCACGUAUUUCUUUCUGAAUCCAUCGAUGUUGCUGUCUACGAGGUAGGAAUGGGAGGUCAAUACGAUGCUACCAAUAUUAUCAAACGACCUUCUGUGACCGGCAUCUCAUCGCUGGGCAUCGAUCACACAUUUCACCUAGGCAACACAAUCGAAAGUAUUGCAUGGCACAAAUCUGGAAUCUUCAAAGGAUCAACUCCUGCGUAUACCGUUCAGCAACCUUGGCCAGCCAUGGCUGUCCUUUCCGAGAGAGCAUAUCAGCGAAGAGCGAGGGGCUUUCACUGUGUUGACGAGAAUCCAUCUUUAAAAGAUGUCAAGAUCAAACCGGACGCUACUUUCCAGAGACAGAAUGCUAGUCUAGCUAUCGCUUUGGCAAGAAAGGUGCUUUUGAAAGUCAAUCGUGAUAAUGUGGAUCUAGAAGAAGAGUUGAAAGCACCUGGGCUUCCGGAAAGAUUUGUCCGAGGCCUGGAGAGCAUCGCGUCGAGAGGUAGAUGUGAAGUUAGGGUUGAUGGCAAUACUGUCUGGUAUCUGGAUGGAGCACAUACAGCAGACAGUAUCAUCGUUGCUUCAAAAUGGUUCUGCGACGAAGUAAAAGACAAACCCGAACCUCGCGUCCUCAUAUUCAACCAACAAGGCCACCGAGAAACGAUAGAGCUUCUCGAACGUCUUUUCGCAGCCACUGAACGCCAACUCAAAUUCGACCACGUGAUCUUCUGUCCUUCAACACCACCUGCUUCCAGCACCAAGAAAGAUCACGUUAACCUCCAAACCGACCUCGAAGCCGUAGCCAGCCUGACAGUGCAGCAGAAAUUCGCCGACAAAUGGCAAGAAUUAAGCGCCGAACGAUGGCCAGGUUCAAAGACAGAAAUCAAAGUCCUGCCUAGCUUAGAGGAAGCAUUUGAUUAUGUCAGGAGUAUAGGCAGUACAGGCACAGAAAGUGAAAGAGUGGAGGGAGAAAAAGUCCGAGUUUUCAUUACGGGGAGUAUCCAUUUGGUUGGGAGAGCACUGAAUGUCCUGGAAGGCGUGGAUGCUUUGUAGACUGCACUGGGAACUAAAUGUAGGCCUAAUUACGUUGAUUUCGAUAUGGGUUAGAAUUUCGGUAUUUGGGGUUGAGUGAGCG
This is a messenger RNA of Mollisia scopiformis, 1735 nucleotides long. RefSeq names its product FolC bifunctional protein. Gene Ontology annotation, biological process: tetrahydrofolylpolyglutamate biosynthetic process. Gene Ontology annotation, molecular function: ATP binding; tetrahydrofolylpolyglutamate synthase activity. NCBI's taxonomy places the organism in Eukaryota, Fungi, Ascomycota, Leotiomycetes, Helotiales, Mollisiaceae. The record is from RefSeq and is a predicted model, not a curated record. Bases 10 to 1653 code for a protein of 547 amino acids. The transcript is spliced from 5 exons. Gene Ontology annotation, cellular component: cytoplasm; mitochondrion; cytosol.